This is a messenger RNA of Emericellopsis atlantica, 1796 nucleotides long. RefSeq names its product aminotransferase. The record is from RefSeq and is a predicted model, not a curated record. Gene Ontology annotation, molecular function: L-2-aminoadipate:2-oxoglutarate transaminase activity; pyridoxal phosphate binding. The transcript has a single exon. Gene Ontology annotation, biological process: biosynthetic process. NCBI's taxonomy places the organism in Eukaryota, Fungi, Ascomycota, Sordariomycetes, Hypocreales, Bionectriaceae. Bases 338 to 1708 code for a protein of 456 amino acids.
GGAUUGCUGAUAGCUGAGUGUGGGGUACAGGGGGCAUGUCUGCGGAUGAAUGGUAAACUUGUCCGAAUUACUUCUUGAUCGCGUGAUCGUGGGCAUCAGAUACCGUCUCGAGAUCCUCUGUCGGGGCUACAUGCGAUCUGAGUGGAGGCUCGCGUAUCUUUCGGACUUCAGACGUGUCUCGAAGAUUUGGAGAUAGACGGCUGUCCGAGACUGGGGAGUCGCCACAUUGAUUCGAAUCGAGGAGUCGAGGGCCUCAAGUUUUCGGCGGGGUUUGUUCCUCUCAAAGUCGAAACGAAAGAGCAGAAUACUACCUCACGCUCAAUUGAAAAUCUGCACUAUGCCUGAUCUCAUCAACCUCCAGCUGGGCUGGCCCUCGCCCUCUCUCUUCCCAGCAGCCGACCUGCUGAACGGCGCAUCAUCCAUCCUCGAGUCCCCCAAGAAGACAGCCGCGGCUCUCAUCUACGGACCCGACGCAGGCUACGAGCCGCUGCGCGAACAGAUCGCCCUCUGGCUUUCCUCUACGUACAACAUCAAGUCCACCCCCGAACGCAUCUGUGUCUCCAGCGGCGCGUCGGCCAAUCUCGCCAACAUCCUCCAAAAGUUCACGGAGCCCGAAUACACCAGACGGAUAUGGAUGGUGGAACCAUGCUACUUCCUCGCCUGUCCCAUCAUGACGGACGCUGGCUUCGAGGGGCGUCUGCGCGGUGUCCCCGAGGACGAGGAGGGUCUGGACAUUGACUUUCUGAGGACAAGUAUCCAAGAGGUCGAGAAGUCGGAUGGCCACCCCGAUACACCGUCCGUCAAGACCAACCGCACACGCUACCCUCGUGUGUACAAGCACAUCAUCUACGCCGUGCCCACCUUUGCCAAUCCGAGCGCAAAGACAAUGUCUCUCCGACGGAGGGAGGAUCUCGUCCGCCUCGCUCGGGAGUUUGAUGCCCUCGUCGUGACGGACGACGUCUACGACGUCCUGCGCUGGCCUGAAGACACACAAGCAGACGCAGACGCAGUUCACCUGCCGGAUGUUCCCCCACGCAUCGUCGACGUGGACCGGACUCUGGACGGCGGGCCCAGGGACGACUUUGGCAACGCCGUCAGCAACGGCUCCUUUUCCAAGAUCAUCGCCCCCGGUGUGCGGACUGGCUGGAACGAGGCGAUGCCUGCCUUUGCCCAUGCCCUGUCGUCCCUUGGCUCCACAAAGUCGGGCGGCUGUCCUUCGCACAUGUCCGCGACGUUUGUAGCCGAGAUGCUGGCCUCGGGCCAGCUGCAGUCUCACAUCAAGGACACGCUAGUGCCCACGUACCGAGCGCGGUACAACACCUUGUUCAGAGUGAUCAGGGAGCAUCUCCUGCCCUUGGGAUUUCAUAUCUCGACCGGCAAGCCUUAUGCGUACGGGCACAUCAGCAACGGCGCGACCAACGGCCACGCACAAUCAGGGGUUGUCGUGGGAGGGUACUUUACUUACCUCACUGUGCCGGACGACCUGCCCAUCACGGCGGAUCAGCUUGCCGCGCGGGGUCUGGAGAAGUAUGACCUCAAAUUUGCGUCGGGUGGCAUGAUGACGGUGGAGGGCGACGAGGGGAGUAGGGAGAGGGCUGUGAAGGGGUAUGGUCGUGGCAUUCGUCUGUGCUGGGCGUGGCACACGGAGGCAGAGAUCCAGGAGGGCAUUGAGAGGUUGGCGUCGUUGGUGAAAGAGGUCAGGCCCUAGUCGGAGGAGACUGCUUCUACUGAGCACUGCUUUGAAGACGAAUGUAUACACUUUAUAGAUCGAUGCCAUGUGAACUCCAGAAUACAUG